This is a messenger RNA of Geodia barretti, 362 nucleotides long. NCBI's taxonomy places the organism in Eukaryota, Metazoa, Porifera, Demospongiae, Tetractinellida, Geodiidae. The record is from the annotation of a GenBank genome assembly.
UGGUCAGCUCGCUGAUUGAGAGUCUGUGACAGGCUAGCUACACUACUAGAUAGCAUGAAGAAGUCGAUACUCGCCCUGUGUUGCAACUUCUGGUGCCGCCAAGACCUCUAUAUAGCAGCAUUCGAAGAAAACAAGAGGAAGGCCACAGUCUCUGCGUCCACCACAGAUACCAACUUUGUGUUGUGUGGGAAUCUCAGUUCUUUGAUCACACUACUUGAACAAAUCUCAAGGAAAGAGAAAUAACAGAGAUCUCUAUUGUUUCUCCUCACUAGUUUUCUUUUGACCUGUCAUUUUAUUAUGGUCACUGUGAUGUGCAUGGACAUUAUUGGAGCACACACAAAUUUAUUCGAUGACAAGAAACA